UAUUAUUGAGAAAGAUAUUUAUUCCCAAAGAGUUUGAAAGGAUCAAAUUGAAGGCGAAAGCUAAUUAUUUUCUUGUCAUCCAAGUGGCGGAUUUAUUCAUUAGUGGUAAAUACGGAAAUUGUUGUUGAUAUGGGGACAGGGAGGAGAGUUCCUGUUUUCGGUAUAAUUUAAUGGUGACUAUAAAUAGGCUGAGGCAGUUCUGGCUGUAUGUAUGGCGGUAUUGUAGAAAGGUAUUUAACUCAACUGAAAAAAAAAAGCGAUUUACUGUCUACGAUAUCACUCUUGGUGGAAGUGGGCGUAAAAUUCCAGGAACGCACGCGCAAUAGCGAUUGGGGAGGAUCUGGGGCCACCAUAUUAACUCUGAGCAAACCAGUGUUAACUGUUAAUUGUCACACAAUCUAGGAUUAAGAUUUGUGUAUAUCUGUGUAUUAUUAGCUGACAAGUCUUGUAUGUGUACUUAAAAAUGAUAUUAUCAAUCUUAUCAAAAUUCCCCGUGGGAAAUGGCACACAUCGACAGAUGAUUGGCCAUAAGGAAGCAUCUAUUUAAAAAACUCAACAUGGGUACGAUGGUUUAUUUUCCUUUCUUCCUCUAUCUUCUCUCUGCAACGACCACCGGAUUUAUUUUAAGCGACCGGAAUUUGUCACGGGAAUUUAAAGUGAAACCAUCUCCCUCCAUAGAAGGACAUUACAAACAGGCAGCAGUAGCUUCUGAUACCCAGAUAUGUUCUCCUAUAGGCAUUGAUAUAAUGAAGAAUCAAGGAGGAAGUGCUGUGGAUGCUACAAUUGCAACUCUUUUAUGUGUUGGUGUAGCUAAUUCUAUGAGUACUGGUAUUGGCGGAGGUCAUUUUAUGACAAUUUACAAAAAAGAUGAGGGUAAGGUAUAUACUAUUAUUGCUCGCGAGAUGGCACCAGGGGCAGCCUCUAAAGAAAUGUUUAAAAACGCAUCAUCUGAAAAAGGUGGCUUAUCAAUAGCCGUGCCUGGAGAAUUAAUGGGUAUGUGGGAAGCCUACAAAAUAGGAGGUAAAUUACCAUGGAAGAAUCUAUUUACACCCACUAUUAAACUGUGUAGAGAUGGUAUUCCAGUUAGUCCUCCGCUAGCAUCAGCCAUAGUUAGUGAGGCUCAAAAGACCACCUCGUCCUCUCUAAUGAAGUUGAUUACAAAUCCUGAGACCAACAAACUUUAUGUUGUUGGUGAAAAGAUGAAACGACCAAGAUUAGCUGCUACUUUACAAACAAUAGCUGAUGAAGGGGUGAUGGCUUUUUAUCAAGGUUCAUUAACAGAUGUUAUUGUAAGAGAAAUACAUGAUGCAGGUGGGAUCAUAACAUCAGAUGAUUUAAAGAAUUAUGUUGCAGAAGUAAAAGAUCCUGUCUCUAUUACUAUACAUGACAAUAUCAAGGUUUAUUCCCCACCCCCACCAUCUAGUGGUGUUGUCUUUCAGUAUAUAUUAAAUAUACUCGACGGGUAUGAUAUGGAUGCUAGUACACUGUCUACUGUUGAAAAACAGAUAUUAACAUCGCAUCGCACUAUAGAAGCCUUCAAAUAUGCCUACGCUAAACGAUCAGCACUGGGAGAUCCAUCUGUUGAAUCAGAUCAUUUUAAACAGAGAAUAAAAGAAUUGGUAAAAGAAAUGACCUCCAAAGACUUUGGUGAGAAUAUCCGAGCCGAGAUAUCAGAUACAAAGACGUUUAAUUUUACUCAUUAUCACCCCGAGUUUAAUUUAACCGAAGAUCAUGGAACAACUCACCUUUCUGUUCUUGGACCAAAAGGUGAUGCAGUAGCUGUUACCAGUACCAUCAAUCUUUAUUUUGGUUCUGAUGUUGUUGGUGAUGAUACUGGUAUUAUCUACAACGACGAAAUGGAUGAUUUUUCUACUCCUAAUACAACCAACUAUUACGGUGUGCCAGCCUCUCCAGCUAAUUAUAUAAAACCAGGAAAGCGUCCUCUGUCAUCCACGUGUCCUUCGAUUCUGGUUGGUGAAGAUGGGCAUGUAGUACUUGUUGUGGGAGCUUCAGGGGGAACUAAGAUAACGACAGCAGCUUCAUUGGUAACAACAAAGACCCUUUGGUUUAAAUGGGAUGUUAAACAAGCCAUAGAUUUUCCUAGAAUUCACCACCAACUUGUACCUCAGACUACUCAGAUAGAGUAUCCUUAUCCCAAGGCUGUUGUUGAAGGAUUGAAGAAAAUAGGUCAUAAUGUAACAAUGAUAGCAGGAGGUUCCAAUGUACAAGGUAUUUUACAGUUAAAACCAGGAACUAUAACAGCAAAUUGUGAUUAUCGUAAGGACGGAAUACCAGCAGGAUAUUAAUAUUAUUCUGCAUUUUUAUUUAAUAUAUAGAUUGCGUUUACUCAUUUAUUUCUGUUUUUUAUGACCUGUUUGAGUCAUCUCGGGCAUAUUUAUGCAAAAUACGAAAUUAAUCGUAUCAGUGUAACAUAUUGAGAAUUUUAAUUUGCUCCAAAAGCACCAUUACAACAGUUAUCACUAUUCUAUUAGUACAAAUGGAACAUUCACACAGAUCUGUCAUUAAGUCAAUUGGCGUGGUUUCGAUUCCCUACUUGUACGUGAACUAGGAGUAGGGUCGCCUGUCCAACCUCAUGGGUUUUCUCCGGGUUCUCCGAUUUUCUCCGGGUUCUCCGAUUUUCUCCAACACGCAACCGAAUUAUUAAAAUAAAAUUGAACCAUAUGUGACCCAUGUGGGCUAAAUGAGUCGGAAUGCGCAAAGUCUAAUAUUGGGCUACAGACAAAACACGUGACAAUAUUGAUUUUGGUCUAAAUUGAGAUAGUCACAAAAAUGAGUCUAUAAAUAUACUAUCUAUCAACCUAAAAGAUCAAAAUAGCAAUAACACAUUUUGAAACACCUUUAUUUGGACGUUUUGUAAGAGUACCGAAUUCAUAUUUUUUUCCUUUUUCCUAAAAUUAUCAGCGAAUUAGUUAUUUUCUUCGCUUGCUAUGGGACGAUCAGGUAAUCCACUUGCGUAUUACUUGGCAUCGUUGUGAGGCGUUACAUCUCUAGUUUAUAAAUAUGACCGAAGUACUACCGGUGAUAUAAUUUUCAUCGAGUACAAACGAGUUUAAAAACGUAAACACCCAUAGCCUGUUUCUAGUCAGCCCAGCGUAACUCGUUCGCCGAUUAGCCCAGACAUCCCACGUGGCAUAUCAUAAACUAAUCAACUAGGUUCAUUGAAAAAUAAAUCAACUGCCAUGGAUUAAUGAGUAGUUGAUUGAUAAUUGUCUGUGAUAUACAUGAAACCUUUCUCAGGUCAUAUUUACCCUUGAAUAAUUAUUUGGCAUUUCGUUUCGUCUUUAAAAAAAAACAACAUUUAUUUAUAUUGAUAGUUGAAUUUCGUUUACCGUGGCUAAUUGGAUAUUAUUGAUUCAAAUUUUAUUAUCAGGAAGGUUCGGAAACAUUAGAACAACGAAAUGAUCUAGUUUGUCUCUCUCAUAAUAUAUUAUAUCUGGGGUAAAUAAUAUAAUAAUAAUAAUAAUAAUAAUUGAUUUAUAUAACGCCAACAAUUCAACUCAGCGAGCUGCUCUCGGGCGCUUUACAUGUCCUGCCACGACAUCAAAUAUCCCUGUCUCAGAAUUUGCGGCAGACGCCAGCUGGAAAGUCCUCAUAAAAUGUUCACACGCUAGCCGUGUAGGAAAUCGUGGAAAAUCCACCAGGUUAGGUAGUCGAUCCCUCCCCUUGUUACUUACAGGAGUGAUAUCAAUACCAAAACACUUGACUAGAUGACAGACCGUAUAAUCCAAAUAACACACUAGCACUAGCAAGAUAUAUUUAUUGAUUCAAAAUGGUAAGCGUUCAAAUGAGUUUAUUAAAUAUAUAAUCACUUUUUCGACGCCUUAAUUUGGUUUAUUUCCAAGUAGGCUUUAAUUACAUUGUGGUGAUCUGAAGCCUGGUUUAAUGAUUUUGUGAUUCGCGUCUGCUUCUUAUAAGAUGAUCUGGUAACCUUAACUGAACACAUGUGUGUCAGGAUGUGAUAUUAAUGUCAUAUGUUGAUAUUUAUUAAGAACCGCCAUAAGCUCUCGGUAUGUGAAGGCAUUUAAUUAAUGACACCUGAUAAAGAUUAUAUCUAAUUCCGUGUUAGUGCAACAGAUAACUGCAUUAAAACAGGGAAUUUGUUCAAAUGUAAAUGAGGGUAUCAAACUUGGCACAAAUACUCCUUGGGGACUACUCUUUUACAAAACCCCGUUAGUCACUCUAAAAUCCAAGAUGGUGGCCAUUUUCAAGAUGGUCGACUUUCAAGGCAAUGAAAUAUCUUUAUUUUUUUGCGAUAACGCCACAACAAAUUCUUCUAUUUUAUUGAUCCAUAACAUAUAUAUAUUUUAAGUUUCAUCUAAAACGUUCAAACAUUGAAGGCUCUAGAGGGUCCACAAAAUGUCUACAAUUCGCAUUUCGCAUAAACCGUAAGGACCAUAACCGUAUGAUGCAGACCGAAAUCGAUCUUCCCCAAGAUCUUUUGCUUUGGUUAGAAGGGGUUUCAGUUUAUGUGGCUGUCUUUGCGAUUAUGAUUAAACAUUGCCAAAUUUCAUUUGGACAUUGUUGUUUGAAGUCAGGAUUGUCCUACUCCUGUGCAGAAGUUUGGAUA
Messenger RNA from Patella vulgata (common limpet), 4588 nucleotides. RefSeq names its product glutathione hydrolase 1 proenzyme. Gene Ontology annotation, cellular component: plasma membrane. NCBI's taxonomy places the organism in Eukaryota, Metazoa, Mollusca, Gastropoda, Patellidae. The record is from RefSeq and is a predicted model, not a curated record. The transcript has 12 exons. The coding region runs from base 558 to 2306 and encodes 582 amino acids. Gene Ontology annotation, biological process: glutathione catabolic process. Gene Ontology annotation, molecular function: glutathione gamma-glutamate hydrolase.